Messenger RNA from Megachile rotundata (alfalfa leafcutting bee), 2722 nucleotides. It is a transcript of the gene SAK, whose product is annotated as polo like kinase SAK. Gene Ontology annotation, molecular function: protein binding; ATP binding; protein kinase activity. The record is from RefSeq and is a predicted model, not a curated record. Lineage: Eukaryota; Metazoa; Arthropoda; Insecta; Hymenoptera; Megachilidae. Gene Ontology annotation, cellular component: nucleus. Gene Ontology annotation, biological process: protein phosphorylation.
UAAAGAGUAGUAAACAUUCAUUUAUUCGAGUGCCAUCUAUCAUGAUAAGAAAUGUAUCAAAAUUUAUAUAUGGCGGGUGCGCCAUGUCAUCUCUGUUUACAAAUUUACUGAUAUAUUUCCUAAAUAUAUAUCAUUUCGACCUAAUUUUAUGUAUUGAAAAAGUGCUAUUUAGUGACCAGGGUGAUUGAAACCGUCCUAUUGUUUUAUCCCCUGGCUACUGGAAAUGCCACCGCUAUCCGGAGGUUUCGGUGAACAGAUAGAGGAUUACGAGGUAUUAAAUUUACUUGGAAAGGGUGGCUUUGCUAGUGUAUAUCGAGCAAAAUGUCUUCGCAGCGGCAUGGAAGUUGCGAUAAAAAUGAUCGACAAAAAGUUGAUGCAGGCUGCUGGGAUGGUGGGUAGAGUGCGUCAAGAAGUAGCAAUACAUUCUAGAUUGAAACAUCCAGCAGUACUUGAAUUAUAUACAUUUUUUGAAGAUGCCAAUUAUGUUUAUUUGGUAUUAGAAUUGUGUCAUAAUGGAGAGCUUCAACGUUUUCUUAAAUUGCAAGGCUCUAAUGCAUUACCUGAAGAGCAAGCUGGUCGUAUAAUUAGACAAGUAGUACAGGGUUUAUUAUAUUUACAUUCACACCAAAUACUUCAUAGAGAUAUGUCCUUGUCUAAUUUACUUCUAACCAGAGAUAUGCAAGUGAAAAUAGCAGAUUUUGGGUUGGCUACUCAAUUGACAAGGCCUGAUGAGAAACACUUAACAAUGUGUGGUACUCCUAAUUAUAUAUCACCUGAGAUAGCAACAAGAUCAUCACAUGGUUUGGAAGCAGAUGUAUGGAGUUUAGGAUGUAUGUUAUAUACCUUACUGGUUGGCAAACCACCAUUUGAUACUGAUGCUGUUAAGAGUACUUUAACGCGCGUUGUGAUGGCUGAUUAUGUAAUGCCGGCUCAUUUAUCAGACAAUGCUAAAGAUCUCAUUGAUAAGUUAUUAAAAAAAAAUCCGAAAGAUAGAAUUCGUUUGCGCGACAUUCCGAAACAUCCAUUUAUAAUUAAUUUAGAAAGGAACAAAUUGAUGAAUGAGAAAAAUGGUAUGGGUAAAGGAUUAUUGGUGGAUGGUAUGCUCGAUUCAGGAGUCGGAAGAACGUUGUCUUCCUACGGGAGACCGAGAAUGCGUUCCAAGUCCGAAGAACGAAUGUCAACGGCGCCUAUGAUGUCCAAUGGACUUGGGCCAAUGUUCAGUACAAGGAGCGAAGCUUUAUCCGAACCCAUUACAAAGACAAAUUUAUAUAAGGCAAAUUGUGUUGAUUAUCGUGCAAAAGAGAAUUCUGUAUUGACAGGAAUUCCACCACCGCCCCAAAGUAGGGUGUUUUCACAGAAUGAAUAUAGUAAUUGCGACGCGUAUGAAGACAGCGAGAAACAGAAGAAGGAGAAAUAUAGAAAAAAGGAAAAGACUGAGCAUUGUUUUGAGAAUACUGAAGACGGCGGAAAAUUACAAGUCUCGCCUUUAUGUUCAGAGAGACUUCAACCUACUAGACAUAGAACGAAAAAUGCGAUCCUUACUAUUCUAGACAACGGAGAAGUGUGCAUUGAAUUUAUUAAACGUCGGAAUGGUGUGGAAAAAAUAAGCGAAGUGUGUCGUAUAUCGGGUGAUGGCUUAAGAGUUAUUCUGUAUAAACCAGUUGCUUCAACGGAAGUGGGUAAUCAACCACCCCCAUUACCAGCUCGUGGUGCAGAUAGCAUUUACUCCUAUGAAAAUUUACCCUUACGUCAUCAUAGGAAAUACGUGUAUGCCUCACGUUUUAUAAAACUUGUAAGAGCUAAAACGCCAAAACUAACGCUAUAUACGCAACGAUCAAAGUGCCUUUUUAUGGAAAAUGGACCACAUCCGGAUUGUGAAGUCCACUUCUAUAAUGGAGUAAAGGUUGUGCGCGUUGACGGUAACGUAAAAAUAUCUGAACGAAGUGACGGUCCUACUUAUAUAGAAGGUGAAUUUCCGCCUCAUUUUGAUGAAUAUUAUGAACAUUAUUCGGAGUGCUAUCAGCGGUGCUUAUUGCUCGAAUCUACGUUAACGUCUCUAGAAGCUGCUACUGGACAUUCUUGUUUUCCUGUUAUAAUUGGACGUAGGCCUAGUACGGCCUUAAAUGAUUCGCCUUGCAUGCAAGGAAAAGAAAAUGUUUCGCAGACUACGAACAGUACACCUGUGAUGCCAUCUUUUGAUGCUAGUUCUGUCAUUUCAACGGUAGCAUCGCGGUCGCGAAAAAUGAAUUCUAUAAGUAAUUUAAACACUAAUACUUAUAAGAUAAUGAUCCCGGGUAUAGGUACUGCGACGCAGUUAUCUUCUGGAGAUAUUCGCGUUGAUUAUAAGGAUGGUUCUGCUUUGACUGUAAGUCCUCAAACCUAUGGUGGUGGCAUAGUUUACGAGAGUAACAAUGGUAUGGUUACAAAAUAUAAUCAAAAUUACCAACAAAACUCGGAAGUGCCACAUAUUGUUAGGGAAAAAUUACGUCAUCUGCCGGUAGUUAUUAAAUAUCUUGUUCAACCGAAGCACAAGAAUAUCCGGUAGUUGUUACUAUAUUAUAUAUUUAGGGAAUUGAAUAUUUUGUAUAGAAUAUAGAUUUAGAGUAGUAUAAUUAUAAUAGAAAUAAUUAUUUUUAUAGAUUUAUAAAGUAUAUUAUAUUACCUACUUACAACAUGAUGGACUUUUUAAGUAUAAUAAAAAAUAUAUAUUUUAAUAUUUUUA